Molecule: messenger RNA, 1951 nt
Organism: Entelurus aequoreus (snake pipefish)
Lineage: Eukaryota; Metazoa; Chordata; Actinopteri; Syngnathiformes; Syngnathidae
Gene: caln1
Product: calneuron 1
Exons: 6
Coding region: 327-983 (218 amino acids)
Molecular function (GO): calcium ion binding
Source: RefSeq, a predicted model, not a curated record
CUCUUCCCGCCGUGCGGCACCUGCAAGCGCGCGUCUGCGGUGCACCGAGGGAGACAUCUGUAGCCAGAGGACGUGUGUCAGCGAUGGAGAAGGGACGCCGACACUAGUUGGACUCUUUCAGGACUGCCGCGUCCUCUUGCUUGGAAAUAUUCAUCACAUUUCUUUUUUUCUUAUUUUUGGAUUUUUUUUGUGACCCAAAUUCACCAUGGAGACAAAAGACUGCGCUGCCUCCUGCAAGUAGAAGACGCAGCUCAGUCCUCCAGUGGAAACACUGCGGUAGCGACCAACGUGGACCCGAGUGGACCUGGACACCUAAGAGGGAGAAGAUGCCGUUCCACCAUGUGACGGCAGGUUUGCUCUACAAGGGGAACUACUUGAGUCGCUCGCUAUCAGACAGCGACAGCGAGGUGCUGGCCAGCAUCUCUGUGGAGGAGCUGCAUGAGAUCCGGGAGGCCUUCAAGGUACUGGAUCGAGAUGGCAACGGCUUCAUAUCCAAGCAGGAGCUGGGAAUGGCCAUGCGCUCUUUGGGGUACAUGCCCAGUGAGGUGGAGCUGGCCAUCAUCAUGCAGAGACUGGACAUGGACGGUGACGGACAGGUGGACUUUGAGGAGUUCAUGACCAUCCUCGGACCCAAACUUCUGUCGUCAGAAACCAGAGAAGGUUUCCUGGGAAGCACCAUAGACACCAUCUUCUGGCAGUUUGACAUGCAGAGGAUCACGCUGGAGGAGCUCAAGCACGUCCUCUUCUACGCCUUCAGGGACCACCUGACCAUGAAGGACAUCGAGAACAUCAUCGUCAACGAGGAAGAGAGCCUCAAGGAGAACGCCGGAAACUGUCAGACCGAGUUUGAAGGAGUCCACCCGUCGAAGAAGAACCGCCAGACGUGCGUGAGGAAGAGCCUCAUCUGCGCCUUCGCCAUGGCCUUCAUCAUCAGCGUCAUGCUCAUCGCGGCCAAUCAGAUGCUGAGGAACGGCAUGGAGUAGCCAGUGGGCGUGGCCACGUCCCCGCCGCUCAGGCACACCCGAUCCAUUUAUUUUCUAUCCGGGCGACACCUCGUCACUGAGAAGCCAGCGUGAGGAGUCCCCGCCUUCUCUGGGGCUCCUCCCCCUUUACUGACAGGGACUCUCAAGGGCUGACAUUACCCACAAUCCUCUGUCCUCUCCUUGAUGCAAUAACCUGGGAGGUGCACAGGAAGGAGCGCUUGAUUCUGUACCUGGAGAACUUGUGGACCACAAGGAAUGCUGGGAUUUUGAAUUUAUUUUUAUUUUUAACUAGAGUCUUGACUCCAUGUGAGAAGCGGGGAUUUUUGCUCCAAGACCCGCACCCACAGCCCAACCGUGCAUGAAUAUUCUUCCCAUUUGUCGCCAUCAUCAACUCCCUGCUUCACGCCACAAACAAACGUGUCCACUCGCUGGCGUCACGGCAAGCCGUGUGUGAAAUGUCCAGGUGGAAGGUGUCCGCACAAAGCCAUAGACAUGCUCAUAUCAAUAGUCCUGUAAAUAUGAUUACCAAGGACAAUAACAUGUCUGACUGUACUCGUCCUUCACUCCACACGCGUGUGAAGGGAUUUCCUCAACUCUACACUCGCUCAAUCCCAACAAAACGUACAUUUUGUAUGUGUUGGAAUUAAAAAAAAACAACAUAAGAUAAAAGACGGAAUCUAAUAUGGAUUCACAAAUGUUUCUCUUUUUUUUCUUUUUCUUUCAAAUCAUUAGAAACAAGGAAAAUGUUGGAAUAAGUCAUUUGAAACAUAUUUUUUUUUAUUUUUUUAAGAAUUCAGAUACAUUUCAAAGUGGAGCUUCUUUGUUGUGUUUUAUUUUUUUAUUGAAUGAUUAAAUCAUCAUAUUUUGUGUGAUUAUUAUUAUGUUAUGUUUUUUUAACCAUCGGUUAUCUACGGAGGUCCUAAAGGGAUAUGGGGGAAAAACAUUUUUUUAUAAUUUUUUUUUAUUUA